CGACCAAUUCGAUCUCUUCGAUCUUCCUCUCCCUCUCUCUCUCUCUCGCUUCUUACAGGCUUGUUUGGAAGGAGAGUUGUAGCUUUAAGGUCUUGAGGCUGGACUUUUGGUCUGUAGAGCUGUUGUUUGCUCCAUAUAAGAUAUUGUCCUGGUUUUUAUAUCUAAAUGGACACCAGGAGGUUCAUGCAGCUGGUUGAGGAGAAAAAGAAAAGAGCUUUGGAGAAGAAAGAAGCCCCACUGAAAUGGGAGCAGAAACUAGAAGCUGCUGCUAAGGCAAAAGCUGAUGCCGAAGCCAAAGAGAAGAAGCUGAAAUCUUCAAAGCAUAAGAGAAGAUCUGCGUCAGAGUCUGAUAGCGAUAGCGACACUGACAGAAGUGAUGGGAGAAGAAGGUCAAGUAAAAGAACUCACAAGAAGCACAAGAAGCGAACUCACUCCGAUGCAAGUGACAGUGAAAUGAGGAAGGAGAAGAAAUCCAAGCGAAAGCCAAAGAAACAUUCCUCAGGCUCGAGUGAUGAUAGCAGUGAUGGGUAUGAGAGUGAUUACGAAGGAGAUAGGAAGAGGAAGAAGAGAAGCCACAAAAAGCACAGGCAUCAUGAUUCUAGAUCAGAUUCUGGUCCGGAUUCUUCCAGUGACGAUGAUAGUGAUACAGUGAAGAGAAGUCAUUCGAGGCACCACAAACGCCACCCCAGGUCAGACUCAGAAUCAUCUGGUUCUUAUAGUGAUGAGGACGAGAGAAGAAUCCGAAGGGGUCAUGCUAAGCACCACAAACGCCAAAGGCAUUUGAGAUCUGUUUCCCCUGAGUCAAGUUAUGAGGAUGGUGAGGUUAGAAGGAAAAGGCACGCAAGACACCAUAAACGUCAUAGGCGAUCACGAUCGCAUAGUGUUGAUUCAAGAUCAUCAGAUCCUGAUUCCCACAAACGCGGCAGAAGGAGCAGAUCUCUGGGAAAGUCAUCAGAUGACAACCGCGACGAGGCUGAUAAACAGUUGAAGCACAAGAGAAGUGGUCACCAUAGCCAUCAUCACCACAAGCAUCGUCACCACCACUCAAAAGAGGAAAAAGAUAACCAUCCUCGGGGUUCAGGUGAGCCCAACGGAAAGCACAUAGAAGAUGCUAGUGCAAAUGCAACCGAUAAUAACAGUUAG
Messenger RNA from Pyrus x bretschneideri (Chinese white pear), 1143 nucleotides. RefSeq names its product transcriptional regulator ATRX homolog. The transcript is spliced from 3 exons. The record is from RefSeq and is a predicted model, not a curated record. Lineage: Eukaryota; Viridiplantae; Streptophyta; Magnoliopsida; Rosales; Rosaceae. The coding region runs from base 166 to 1143 and encodes 325 amino acids.